AUGAAAUACCAACUCUUUUUGGCUGCUCUUCUCUUGGAUGGUCAGAGCUUAGCGGCACCCUCCGCUAGAAAGAAUUCUCAUCCGUCUGUUGGCUCCCUCGGUUCCCUCCGGGUCCUGCAUUACAACAACCUUGGCCCCCAGAACAAUGGCACUUCGGUGGUGCUGGUACACGAUCGACUGAGCCACGAAGACUCCAUUUCAAAGUGCGCUGCUAUCGGCGAGAAGGUCUAUACCUGGCCAUCUGAGAAGUGCGAUGAUGAAAGAGAACUUCAGUAUCAAUUGAACUAUCUUGUGUUUGCCAAAGACCUUCGGCAUGAUGACUUCUUGUGGAUUUCGACCAACAACGACGGAAACCAUUGCUCAGCCUACUCACCUCUGCACAAGAAGAUCAUUAAAACAUCUUGCAAAGAGAAGCUGCCAACUCUCUGCACAUCGACGGCGCCUCCAACGACCGACCUCGACCGAACCCCCAGAAACAAUACCAAGCUUACUGUGGAAACAAAGGGACAUGCGAUCACUGGUUAUCGUGAUGCACGAUCUUUCCGGUUCCUCGGCGUACCUUUUGCAAACCCGCCAGUCAAGAACCUGCGCCUUGCACCGCCACAUGCUUACACCGGACCAAAGAAGCUUGAUGCAACUAGCAUGGCAGACUCUUGUAUCCAGUCGGUCUCGAGCUUUGGAACUUUAGGCUCUGGUGGCAUCUCCGAAGACUGCCUAUACCUCAAUGUCUACACUCCAUUCCUACCCAUGAAAGUUACAAACAAGACUUCCCUGCGUCCUGUGGCUGUAUACAUAUACGGAGGUGCUUUCACAAAGGGAAGUGCUGCCAUGAUUGAUUAUGAUGGUGGCAACUUUGCGAGUCGCAGCGAUGUGGUAGUUGUUACACUCAAUCACCGCGUCGGGGCAUUGGGAUUCCUUGCUACCGGAAAUAAGACAACCGGAAGCUACGGCAUCUAUGAUCAGAUCAUGGCGCUGAAAUGGGUCAAAAAGCACAUCUCUGCCUUCGGUGGUGAUCCUACCCAUGUGACUAUUUUCGGACAAUCUGCUGGAGGCCAGAGUGCCGUGGCUCUUAUAUCAUCGACUGCCGCAAAGGGUCUCUUCUCUGGGGCCCUUGUACAGUCAGCUCCACUGGAUCUUCCAUGGUUCCCUCGCGGGCUGUACUCCGACUAUAUCGCCCCAGAGGUUGGAAAAGCCGUUGGUUGCAACGACACCACAUCCGAAUCAAAAUUCCUCAAAUGUCUCCGAUCCGUCCCGGCAUCGCGAUAUCUUGAUAACUCCACUGAGUUUCAGAAUGCCACCAAGGCAAUUGCUUCUGCCAUUGCCAAUCACUACUACCAGAACACAGAAUUGCUCUCUGCUACAGAGCCAUUCAUGCCCAUGGUAGAUGACUCGGGAUCUGGAGUUAUCAACGAUCAAUUCCACACCCUCCUCCGCAAUAAAGAACUGCCUAUUCACGUCCCAACCAUGUUCACUACUGUCCGUGAUGAGUCAAGCCUCUACACGGGACGGCAAGUCCCCAAUAUGGGCGCAAAUCAGCUUGCACUUGAUGUCUUGCUCAACGCGACCUUUGGCAGCACACUGGGCUCUAAGAUGAUAUCCUCUGAUGCUUUCACUGUGAAUCGCUCCGACUCGGAUGGUGUACGAAAUGCCGCGUCUGAUGCUUUGACACACAGUGAGUGGACAUGUGCACAAGGUCAUCUUCUCAACAUCUCUGCUUCGGCCUUCCCCUCGCUUUACGAGGUCGAGAUUACGGAUGGUCACAUUCAGACUAACGUCAGUGUGCCCGAAAUCUGCUCGCCCAACAAAGUUUACAAUGCCUCCUGUCACUCCUCGGACGUACUGCUUGCGUGGGGUACCUUGAAUUCCAAGACGAAGAACGUGAGCCCAUACUACAACGAAAAGGAUAUUUUGCACUCGCAGUUUAUUCAUGAUAUCUUUGGUGCCUUCUUCCGCACCCGCAACCCAAAUCCAGAUCUUGACUUCUUGAGAAUCAGAGGCCCUGCUUAUGCCCACACUCUUGCGGUUGUUGGUGGAAACUAUACUGGAUCUCACGGGAACCAUGGAAAGCAUGGCUAUGUUAUCGAGCAGUACCAUGGUUCGGCGCAGAACUUGUCACUCCUGGGAACAAUCCCGUCAACCACGUCCAACUAUGCGAGCUCGGACAAGUGUUCUGUUUUCCAGGAUUAUGGCUUCACAUUCCAAAGAGCACAUCUCACUGAUUAA
Messenger RNA from Penicillium brevicompactum, 2223 nucleotides. Its product is annotated as putative cholinesterase. The record is from RefSeq and is a predicted model, not a curated record. Bases 1 to 2223 code for a protein of 740 amino acids. Lineage: Eukaryota; Fungi; Ascomycota; Eurotiomycetes; Eurotiales; Aspergillaceae. The transcript has a single exon. Gene Ontology annotation, molecular function: cholinesterase activity.